Molecule: messenger RNA, 1254 nt
Organism: Papaver somniferum (opium poppy)
Lineage: Eukaryota; Viridiplantae; Streptophyta; Magnoliopsida; Ranunculales; Papaveraceae
Product: mitochondrial outer membrane protein porin of 36 kDa-like
Exons: 6
Coding region: 124-954 (276 amino acids)
Biological process (GO): monoatomic anion transmembrane transport
Cellular component (GO): mitochondrial outer membrane
Molecular function (GO): voltage-gated monoatomic anion channel activity
Source: RefSeq, a predicted model, not a curated record
UCCCCUUCUCCAAGCUCAUUUGGGUUAAUAUAAUAUCAUAUAAUCCUCCUCAAACUCUCUUCUUCUCCUCAAAGUUACCCAUUCUCUAAAAUCUUUUGGUCAUAAACCUUUUUAUCAGCAAAAAUGGUGAAAGGUCCAGGACUUUACACUAAUCUCGGAAAGACAGCUAGAGAUCUUCUAUACAAGGAUUAUCAAAGUGACCAGAAGUUUAGUGUUACUACAUACUCUGAAAACGGAGUGGCGAUUUGUUCAUCUGGAACAAAAAAAGGUGAGGUAUUCUUAGCAGACGUCAACACCCAGCUGAAACAGAAGAACAUCACAGCUGAUAUCAAAGUGGACACAAAUUCUAGGCUCUCUACGAUUGUUACUAUUGAUGAACCUGCACCUGGUGUCAAGGCUAUAAUUAGCUUCAUUGCUCCCGAUCAAAGCUCUGGCAAGCUAGAGCUCCAGUAUCAGCAUGAAUAUGCAGGGAUUGCAGCUAGCAUCGGGUUGACUGCCAACCCUGUUGUGAACUUCUCUGGUCUAUUUGGAAACAGCCAAAUUGCUGCUGGGACUGAUGUCUCCUUUGACACAACAUCAGGGAAUUUUGUGAAGUACAAUGCUGGGUUGAGCUUGGCUCGCCCUGACCUGGUUGCUUCGUUGACUUUGAAUGACAAAGGUGACAGCUUGAAUGCCUCUUACUAUCAGACAUUGACUGACCUGAGCAUCGCAUCUGCUGGUGCUGAACUGAGCUAUAGCUUUUCCCGUGCCCAGAGCACACUUACUAUUGGUGCUCAACAUGCAUUGGAUCAGCAAACUGCAGUGAAGGCUAAGUUGAACAAUUUAGGCAUAAUAAAUGCCUUAAUCCAGCAUGAAAUUUACCCCAAGUCAUAUUUCACCAUCUCUGGAGAAGUUGACACCAAAGCCAUCGAGAAGAGCGCAAAAUUCGGUUUGGCUCUUGCUCUGAAGCCAUAGAUGAUCGAAAUCUCUUGGAAAUGCGAGAGGUAGGUAGUAGAACAGUGCACAGUAGUAGUUGGGUAUGUUUUUGAACUUGUAAGACUAAGCAUUUCCUUUAGUUACAUUUUCCAUCCCCAUUUCAUUGUUUGAAGAUGAAACACUCUUUUUUUAGCAGCUGUGAGGUUCAUUUUGGAACGUUGUUCUGUUCCAAUUUGAUGAAAUGUUUAUCUUUUUUCUAUGGAGCUGGAACUUAUUUUCAUAAUCAGUACUCAGCACUGCUACAUUAAAAGUUCUCUAAUGUUGUUUCUUUAGGGUUCA